AUGACAUUAACUAACGUAUUGACAUACGAAGUCCUAUGGCGUUCAUACUUCUGGCUGAACGCUAUGAACCAAUGCGGGGCUCUAUUGCUGCUGUUGGCGGAGUGCCAGACGGAGGCGCACACUCUGUUGGCCGGUGUGCCCAGUGAUAGACAGAACCGACCCAAAGCUUAUCUGUUGUUAACCGGAAGAAUACUAACGGUUCUCAUAUUCGUCACAAUUAUUUAUUAUGACGUCAAUAACGUGUAUAUUAUCAUACUAGACAUGAUAAUCGUGGUACUCGUGGCGGCCAUCACUAUCGGCUAUAAGACCAAACUGUCGGCCCUUUUGCUGGUCGUGUUGCUCACGGGCAUACACUCAAGCAAACCAAAGUUUGAUCGUUUGGUAAAAAACUUUUUCCAGAUCCUGUCCGUCAUCGGCGGCCUCUUAAUGAUUGUAGUCUUAGGACCGGGAGAUCUGUCAGUGGAUUACCACAAGGAGGACUGGUAG
Oppiella nova is the source of this 486-nucleotide messenger RNA. NCBI's taxonomy places the organism in Eukaryota, Metazoa, Arthropoda, Arachnida, Sarcoptiformes, Oppiidae. The record is from the annotation of a GenBank genome assembly.